This is a messenger RNA of Calliphora vicina (urban bluebottle blowfly), 3259 nucleotides long. It is a transcript of the gene AMPdeam, whose product is annotated as AMP deaminase. The transcript has 12 exons. The record is from RefSeq and is a predicted model, not a curated record. Gene Ontology annotation, biological process: IMP salvage; AMP metabolic process. The coding region runs from base 630 to 2987 and encodes 785 amino acids. Lineage: Eukaryota; Metazoa; Arthropoda; Insecta; Diptera; Calliphoridae. Gene Ontology annotation, cellular component: cytosol. Gene Ontology annotation, molecular function: AMP deaminase activity.
AAAUAAAACAAAAGAAGAAGAACCACAUACACUUAAUCGACAACAACAACCACAAAAAUAAGCCAACGCACAAAAACAAAGCAUUUUAUUAUUAUUAUUGUUGUUGCUGUUAUUUACACCUAGUACAUGGGUAUGUACACACGUAUGUACAUAUUUGUAUAAAUAAUUGACUAACUAAAUAACUCACCGACCAACAAACAAUUAUACUACUACGUCGCCACUAUCGUUGUUUUUGUAGUUAGUCGUUUUUCGUUGUUUGAUACAUUUUCAUUAAUUGUUCGUUAUUGCAAAAACAUACCGACAAACUCAGCAAACACACACUCCCAAUCAUACACACGUUGCAACAUAAAUCUAUUUAAUCGGAAAAAUUGUUAAUGCGAGAGUGAGUGAGCUUAGAGGCAGUCAUUAAAUUGGAAUUUUUCCUUAAUAAAAACAUACACAAACUAGUGAAAUAAUAAAAAAACUACAUCAAAUAAUAAACUAAAAUACCUACAAAGUAAACAUUAUUUUAUUAGUGAAGUGUAGUGAAGUGCUUUCGUCUAGGAGUCUAUUAAAAAUACAACAAAGAGUAGAAAAAAAGCAAAAACAAAUUUCUAAAAUAAAGUGUGCUAUUGUACGAGAGAAUUAAAAUGCAAAGUUAUGCUGAUGCACGCUUCCGAAGCUAUGGCUUCGACACCGACAUGGAAAUGGACACAGAGACAGAAUCUCCUACUGCUACUGCUGUUGUGGUGAAAUCGAAAUCAAGAAGCGAGUCCCCUUUGGCUACUGUGGCCGGUCAGCUUCCCAAAACUCCGGGUGCUUUAGAUGAAAACUCAUCGGAUGAUGUUUUGCCCAAUGAAAUAUCUGCACCCUAUGAAGUGCCUCAAUUUCCAAUUGAGCAAAUUGAAAAGAAAUUGCAAAUUCAAAGACAGCUAAAUGUGCGUGCCAUGACCGAUAAACACUCUGUGCAGGGCGAUGUAACCGAUGAUAACGCUAUAAAUCUUAUCGAGCACGAGUUAAUACCAAAUUUUCAACGUGUCUCCAUUUCGGGCGAAGACACCAGCGGUGUGCCAUUGGAGGACUUGGAACGAGCAUCGACCCUGAUUAUACAGGCACUGGAGAUGCGUUCACGUUACAUGUCAAUUUCGGAACAAUCAUUUCCCACAACAACGUCGCGUUUUUUGAAAACCGUACAUGAAAGUGAUCGUUUUAAUAAAAUUCAAUACGAAGAUCGUAAAUCUAUAGCGGAAUUAAUCCGCAAGAUCAGUCUACCAAUGAUCCAUUUACCACCCAGAGAUCAUCCCAUUCAUCCACCAACGGAAACUAGUGAUCCCUGGGAUAUUGAAUUUCCUGCCGAUAAAACAUAUUGCAUUAGGGCUGUGGAUGGUGUUUUCAAUGUGUUCCAAAAUGAGGAAACCGAGGAGCCUUUAAUUCAAAAUUAUCCCAAACUCAAGGAUUUUUGUAAUGACAUGCAAAUCAUGUGCAACAUGAUUGCUGAUGGACCAUUAAAAUCAUUUUGUUAUCGUCGCUUGUGUUAUUUAUCUUCGAAAUUCCAAUUGCAUGUUCUAUUGAACGAACUACGAGAAUUGGCUUCACAAAAGGCUGUGCCACAUCGUGAUUUCUAUAACAUAAGAAAAGUCGAUACCCAUAUACAUGCCGCCUCGUGCAUGAAUCAAAAACACCUGUUACGUUUUAUUAAGAAAACUCUGAAGAAAAAUUCCAAUGAAAUUGUCACCGUUACCAAGGGUCAAGAGAUGACCUUGUCACAAGUAUUUCAAUCGAUGAAUUUAACCACUUACGAUCUGACAGUAGAUAUGCUGGAUGUACAUGCCGAUCGUAAUACGUUCCAUCGUUUCGAUAAGUUCAAUGCCAAAUACAAUCCCAUUGGUGAGUCACGUUUGAGAGAGGUGUUUUUGAAAACGGAUAAUUUUUCGAAUGGAAAAUAUUUUGCACAAAUUAUAAAGGAAGUGGCCUUUGAUUUGGAAGAAUCUAAAUACCAAAAUGCCGAGUUACGUUUGUCCAUCUAUGGCAAAUCGCGGGAUGAAUGGAAGAAAUUAGCCAAAUGGGCCAUUGAUUAUAAUGUUUAUUCAACUAAUAUUCGUUGGCUUAUACAAAUACCCAGACUUUAUGAUAUCUUUAAAUCCAACAAACUAAUGACCUCAUUCCAAGACAUUUUGGACAAUAUAUUUUUGCCUUUAUUCGAGGCCACCAAGGAGCCUAGCAAACAUCCCGAAUUACAUCGUUUCCUACACUAUGUUAUCGGUUUCGAUUCGGUCGAUGAUGAGUCUAAACCAGAGAAUCCCUUGUUCGAUGGUGACAUUACCACACCACCCAAAUGGACUGAAGACGAGAAUCCACCAUAUGCCUACUAUAUCUAUUAUAUGUAUGCAAAUAUGACGGUGUUGAAUCAGUUUAGAAAGGAACGCGGCCUCAAUACUUUUGUCUUACGUCCCCAUUGCGGUGAGGCGGGACCGGUACAACAUUUGGUAUGUGGUUACUUAAUGGCUGAGAAUAUCUCUCAUGGUUUGCUGUUGCGUAAAGUGCCAGUUCUGCAGUAUUUGUAUUAUCUAACACAAAUUGGCAUAGCCAUGUCACCACUCUCCAACAACUCGCUGUUUCUCAACUAUCAUCGUAAUCCUUUGCCGGAAUAUUUGGCACGUGGCCUUAUUGUUUCGCUAUCCACAGAUGAUCCGUUACAGUUCCACUUCACCAAGGAACCUCUAAUGGAAGAAUACAGUAUUGCUGCACAGGUGUGGAAGCUGAGCUCCUGUGAUAUGUGCGAAUUGGCACGUAAUAGUGUCUCAAUGAGUGGUUUUCCACACAAGAUGAAACAACAUUGGCUUGGACCAAACUAUACCCGUGAAGGUGUUGCUGGCAACGAUAUAACACGCACCAAUGUACCCGAUAUUCGUGUUGCCUACCGUUCGGAGACUCUGCUCGAUGAACUGUCAAACAUUUUCAAAGUUCAUCAACAUCCUUUGCUGGAUGUAGCGGAAGAGAGUUCUUAAAAUGUUAACGUGAUUUGUCGUGGAAGCCAUGAAUGAAAAAAAAAACAUCGUUGAAUUAUACCUUUGCGAUGUUUCAAAUUAUUGAAUCUAUGUGUUUUUGUCUGUUAUAUUAAGUGCGAAUUUAUUUGUGUAUUGCUUUUUGUAUAAGAUAUUCAACAAAACUGUUUAAUAAUGGUAACAAAACAAUAAUAAUAAUAAAAAAUUAAAUAUUUUUUAAAAACAAUAAUAAAAUGUUAUAAAAAGAAGAAAUAUAUAUUAACAAUAAAUAAAAA